This is a messenger RNA of Fomitopsis serialis, 1368 nucleotides long. RefSeq lists its product as uncharacterized. The transcript has 6 exons. The coding region runs from base 1 to 1368 and encodes 455 amino acids. Lineage: Eukaryota; Fungi; Basidiomycota; Agaricomycetes; Polyporales; Fomitopsidaceae. Gene Ontology annotation, molecular function: guanine deaminase activity; zinc ion binding. The record is from RefSeq and is a predicted model, not a curated record. Gene Ontology annotation, biological process: guanine metabolic process. Gene Ontology annotation, cellular component: cytosol.
AUGAUCAUCAGGGGAGACUUUGUGCAUUGUCCUCGUCUCGGAGAGCUUCUGGUCCUACAUGAUCAAGUACUCGGCUUCAUAGAGCAUCUGGGAGCCGCGCAUACCCAAGAAUCUCAGGAAAUCCUGAACGAUGCGUCGGAACCUCCGAUCGUGCUAGAACGAGGCACCUUCCUCGUGCCGACUUUCUGUGACUUGCAUUUGCAUGCACCACAGUUUCUCUACCAAGGGACAGGCCUCCAUCUCCCCCUGAUGGAAUGGCUAAACGAGUACGCUUUCAAGGCGGAAGAAAGCUUGGAUGCGGAUCCAAUACUGGCAGAACGUGUUUAUACGCGACUGACAGAAAGACUGAUAGAGAAUGGCACUGGAGCUGUUCUGCUGUUCGGAACGAUCAAAGUCGACACAAAUCUCAUCCUCGCGAGAGUGAUGCAGCGAGCAGGGAUCAGAGCGUUUGUGGGCAAACUCUCCAUGGACAUGUCCUCGCGCCCAACAUACGUCGAGCCAUCCGUCUCAGGAGCUCUCUCGUCGGUGAUUUCGUUCGUCAGCUCAUGUCGUGGCAUGGUCGCGCAUCUGCCUGUACACGAACGCCUGGUGGAACCUGUCCUCACGCCUCGCUUUGUACCUACGUGCUCGGAUGCUUUGUUGCGAAGCCUGGGCGAACUCGCCUCUGCGAAGAACCUUCGUGUCCAGAGUCAUAUGGCAGAGGCCCACGAUCAAGUGGACUACGUCCGUCGAGAACGCGGCAAGUCCGAUGUGGAGAUAUUCGCGCAAUCCCGUCUGCUCACACCACGCACCGUCCAAGCACAUUGUACAUUCCUCGACUCACCCUCGUUAGUCAACGUCGCAAAAUCCGGCGCAGCAAUCGCGCAUUGUCCACUUUCCAACGCGUACUUCUCCGCGAGGCCGUUCCGUCUACGGGAGGCACUUAAUGUUGGCGCAAAAGUAGGACUGGGAACUGACAUCGCCGGUGGGUAUGACAUCGACAUCAUGGGGUGUAUGCGACAGGCUGUCACAGACAGGAUCAUAGCCGUCGCUGAGGAUCGGCAGGGAUACGAUGGAGGGCCCCUUGCCAUUGACUGGAAAGAGGCUCUGUAUCUUGCUACUCGUGGUGGCGCGAUUGCAUUAGACCUACCAACCGGUACCGGCGCAUUUGCUGUCGGAGCACCCUUCGAUGCCCAGUGUAUCCAGCUCUUCGAUUCCAAAUCAAGCUCUGGUAUCGGGCCUCUCGAUUUCUUCGAAGGUCCGCAUCCAACGCAACUUACCUUGGACGUCAUCGAAAAGUGGUGGUGCCUAGGAGAUAUGCGAAACCGGCUUGCGGUGUGGAUCCAGGGUAAACAGCUAUGGGGCAAGAAGCUGGGUGGCAGUGUCUGA